AGCGGCGGCCGAGCCAGCCAACAGCUAGCGGACGGCAGCAGCGGGCAACGAGCGGCAUGCGGCGCGAGGUGGCGGCACGGACGGCGGUCUAGCCCUCGAGAUGAUCUGGUGGUGGCUGCUGUUGCUGGCGGCGGCGCUGUGCUGCGCGGCCUUCGAGCUUCCAGAGAAGGGCCGCGGCUGCGUCGUGCUGCGGACGCACGGCAUGCUGGGAGCGGACUGCAGCUCCAGGGACCUCAGGGACGUCCCGCAGAACCUCGACACCCGCAUAGAGGUUCUGGAUGUGUCUGACAACAAGAUAAGAGAGCUCGCUACCAACUCUCUGUCAAAAUAUUCCAGUCUGAGGUUUCUGUACUUAGGAGAUAACACGAUAUACCUUGCGGACGAUGGAGUGUUCACUCCUCUAAGUUCCCUAGAGGUUCUCGAUCUGUCUUUGAAUGUAUUCCGUAGAAUACCCUUCGAUGUUCUGCGGUUGCCCGUGUUAAGAAAACUCGACUUUUCGCAAAACGGGAUUAUUCUGGACGAUCCAGAUGUUUACAAAGGUGCUCCAGUCAGCAACAGCCUGAAGGUGCUGUCACUUGCCAAGAACAAGCUGAAAGAAUUUCCCCCUCUGUGGAUGGUGCCUCAGUUAGAGUACUUAAAUGUUUCAGGGAAUGAACUGCGAAGUAUAAAAAUCACAGACAUUGCUCCAAUGUGUCGCUUGAAAGAAAUAGAUGCAAGCCACAACUCAAAAUUGUUUAAAGGUGGACUCGAUAAGUGUGACUGUUACUUGUUCUCCACGUGGAUUGAGAGGAGGAACAUUAAGUUAAUUCCGCAAGUGUCUCUCAACUGCCCUCCAACCGAUACAGAACUCUGUGAGAAUUCAACAUCACUGAGAGAAGCAUUAGAUCUCCAUUCGAGAUGUAAUAGCAAAGUAGAGACAUUUCAGCGUCAAGCUGCAAUAAAGAAGACAUGGAUGUGGGCAGGGAUAGCAGCUGCUAUCUUUGUGAUCAUCGUGCUCACUGGGGCACUGUUUAUGCACUGCAGGAAUUCCUCCAGGAGAAAAGUGUCUGCAAACAAUAACAACCAGAUGGCGUGUAAUGACGUGAAGAAAAUGCCUCCAGAUCCUUCAUCUUCGCAGCUCCUACAAGACUUGUAGUUCUUAAUGGAGUAGAGAGUGACUCGAACUUCCUACACGUUCUCUCAUCUCUUUGUACGUACAACUGUUCUGCAAUACGACUGUGAUGUUUCUGUGAUGUAAGUGGUUAGUAUUAGUUUCGCUUCGUGAAAGUGAAUGCACUGAAAAUAUGAUAGUGCAAAGACGUUCAAAGACAAUAUAUACAAUCAUUUUAGUGUUCAGUGUGGCUGUGACUAGAACAAGAAACUAUAGCUCACAAAUUUACCAUCUCCAGCAUUUAUGUGCCUAAGAAGUGUUCCAUGAAGUUUGACUCAAGGAGAUAACAGACCAAGCAAAUCUAUUUGAAAUUUUGCUACAGAUCAAAGGCAGUUACAUAGCAUUCAUCAUCUUAUUGAGUGAGAAGCAGUAAAAUUUUGGCAAAACUAUGGACUUUAAAACGAAAGAAUGAAGUAAGAGUAUAUUCAAUAAUACAACAGUCUGCUGGAAUUGGCAGUGUUCUUUUCACCAGAUAUUAUUUUCAAGAUAUGCUGUAGUGGUUAUCUAACCCAUACUGCUUUGGAACGUGAAUGAGGCUUCUUUCUGAUGUGUUUAGGUGAAAAUAGGAGGACCCCCAAUUCAUUUAGCAAUAUUUAUUAUAGAACAGUUAUUUUGAUUAUAAACUGUUCAAAUUCCUGUGUCGCAUUGUUUCAAUCUUUGUUCAAGGUACUGGUACAGACGUUAACUGUUAACAGAAUCUGCAUGGAAGUCAUUUGAGUAUAAAUAUUAUUCAUGUUUGAAAUUUGAUUAAAACUGUAUAAAAAUCUCCAGUAACAGAAUGUUACUUUUAAUGACAUCCAUGAAAUUGCAGAGGCAGUUAUAUAAAUGAGUUAUAUAAACGAGUGUGUCAUUUUAUCAGAUAUGCUGAAUGGUGACUUGUACUAUAUCAGACGAAGUUUGGAAGGUUGGACAGUUCCUAUAGGUUCUUCUUGGAUGCACUGUAAAUAUGCUCAUUCAGGGAACUGCUUGUUAAUUAUCAGAAUGCAGUAAAAUCAUUUCUCACAGUGCAGCACAAUGACAGCAACAAUGCUAAGUAGUGUUCUUACCUUACAAUCUAUGUAACAUAAAUCACUGCUGAUCAAUAUAUUCGAACUAAUUCGGUGAAUGUUAGACAUUUAAGCCAGUUUGUAGGUUAUUUUCUUGUUAGUAUGAGCUUUUGUAUGUUGUAAUUUGACUGAAAAUGAGGUUUUGCCAACAUUUCGGUUUCAUGUAGUGUGUUCAAUAUUUGCUACUGAUCACCACCUUGCAUACCACCCCCCCCCCCCCUCCCGGCCGCACUUCCCACCACAUAAACAGACACAGUUACAAAUUUUAAAUCUUACAAGUUUUCCAGUUUAAUGUAGGUGCUUGUAAACACAUCUCUUCUUUUUGUUCUUUUGCCCAUUUUCUUCAUAAUGUGGAAUGUUAAUGGCCCAAGUGAGAUUUACUCAUUAGUCAUUUGGCAAAAUAGUGCAUAUGUAACAUUAAGCUAAACCCUUAUUUUCCUUCCUACCUUUAAUUUUCUAGAUACUUUCCACAUACAGUUAGACAAUAAAGUCACUUGUGUUGUGUGAUGUGUAUUAAUCUCUACUUUUCUGUCCAGAUUUCACAGCAGAAAAACUACCUAAUAUGUUGUUACAGUUUUAAAUCCUUUCUCAUACUGUGUUUUUAUUGGGUCUUUUUGUAGGCUAAGAGCUGCGAAUUUUAUAGGUGUGUUACAUUCUUAAUGUCUUCAUGUUCAGUGUAUCAUAUAAAUCGGCCUUCCAUCUUUUAAGUUAAAGGGAGUAUCAAUGGAGUAUCAAUGCUCUCUCCUGAUAAUUUUAAAUUUAACAUAGUUGUAGCCCAUUUCUUUAGGAACUAUCCAAGGCAGUAAAACUUUGAAAGGAUGUAGUGAAAUAUCUUACACAUUCACUGAUUUCUUAGCACAUAUCUCACUUUGUUAGGGGCCAAGACAUGAAUUUAAUGUAGGUCUUAAAAAUUUAGGUAAGUUUUAAAAAAUAUUUUUAUGAUAAAGAAUUAGUGCUAUCUGUACCAGUGUAGAUCCACAUAAAUAAAAUAUCACCACCAAUAAGAGGUAAAAAUUACAGAACAUUAGUUCAAGUAGCUUCUGAGAUAAUGGGAAACGCUUGCAAAAACCUAGUUUAUCAGUAAUUUUACUUGAAAGUUGAAGUAAAGGAAAAUUCACUAUUAAAUGAAGUGACAGCCUAAGACUCUCCAGCUUUCGAAUCUUUCUCUUCCUGGGGAUCUUGCUGCUGCUUCUGCUGCUGCUGCUGCUGCUGCUGUUGUAUUUUUUAACAUAGUUUCUGCCUUGAGGACUCACUGACUAUCCAUUUCUUGAAGGAUUGCCUCUGGAUUGUGGCCAGAACCUUUAUUCUGCUUGCAUUCAUCACUGAAGGAGAUCACAGCACUAUUGACCCCAAUAUUCACUCUUUUCAAGCCCAAAAAUACAGUUUUGUACACCCUGGUCCAUUUUACAUUGUUGACUCAUUUACAGUUUGAGGUUUUCCUCCAAGGCAUUUCUUCAGAAGAUCUGGAUGUCCUAGAUCUCUAUGUGCUGGGUUUUUCCUGUUGCCUCAGCUCUAAAGUAUUACAAGAGUCAAUUGAACACAAUUUGUGUAGUGGUUUCUCAUUACUUAACUUUGCCCAGACAGCAUUUCUCAUUCCUUACAGGUUAUCUGUAUUCUUUCUAAUGGCUUGGCCAAAGUAUUCACUUUUAUGUCAGUCAGACAUCAUUUAUGCAGUCAGGUAUCCAUUCAUUUACGCACAGGACACAUAUUCUAACUUUUGUGGUGUUACAUCGUCAUAGGGCUUGCUGUCAAUUAUUGAUUCGAAUGAACUGGAAUCACAAUCACAAUGAAUUCAGCAUAGCAAACCCCAUGUUCUUGACAGUGCUGAAAGAUCUUCAGUGAUGAGAAACUUCCAUACCUCCACUGGAUCCCUCAAAUGUUUUUUGACACUUAUGUUCAUGCAGUUGUUUCUUUUCAUUAUUAGUACCAACUUUUGUGCAUCUACGGCAAUGUUUCAACAGUACUUCAACAUCAAGCAUCUGCCCCUUAUCAAUAUUUACAGCAGCUGCACUAGAUUGUUUAGCUUCAUGGUCCAUUUUCUUCCACAGUCCAUCAAAUGCUAUUCAAAUGUCAUUGUUACCAUUAUUUCUGUCAACUACUUUUACUGUUACAGAUUUAAUGAGUCUUUGCUAUUAAUUCUACCACCAUUUCCCCCAAUGUACCUUGAAACAUUAGUAACUGACCAUGACAGAUGCAUAAGAGCACACAGUUUCUCCAGCCCAAGAGUCUUUACUGAUGAUGCAUCUCAGCCCAUAGAAAUAUCUGAUGUUCAUCUCAGAAAGGAUACUGUUCUACAUUCUUCAGAGGUCCAGAAUUCUUUAUUACUCUCUCAUCUCAAACAAGAUACUUCCAAACUAAGAACUAAACUAUUUCUUUUGAGGACAUUUUUAGAAAUUAUCCUCUCUCCAUCACACAGAUUACAGCAUUCAGUUUCAUUGAAUAUUGUGGUCAUUCAUUACUGUUAACAGGCUGCUUCUUCAAAGUACUUGAUGUAGAGCAUUUCAUUCAGUGUUGCCUGCCCUAACCACAUUAUCUGAAUGUGGUGUUACAAAAGGACAUGAUCUUUAGAAUCCAUUUAAAGGAUUUCUUCUCCUCUCAAUUACUCACAUUGGUGGAGUCAUAUUAAAGAGAGAGAUACAAUUCAAUGAGCAACACGUUCAAGUAUACACAACGAAAGGUGUAAAGAGAGUUACAAAAAUUUGUUGUUACUAUGCAUUAUACCACAAACAGGAAGAGGUAUCAGAGCAACCAAUGUAGCCAAUCUAGACAGCAGGUGGUUUACAAUAAAUCAACGUAAAUCACGGUCUUCAGGACCAAACAGCUCCUGAGAUAACUUGUUGUAACUGUGAAAGUGCUCAUUGAAACUGUAGAAAUUUCUUAAUUACUUAAUUACUUAAUUUUAAAAUAAAUUAAAAGUACAUAGUUAUCUAAAAUGUACAGAACAUACACAAAAUUAGAGAGAACUUCAAAUAACAAUUUUCCAUACAAAAAAUGAAAAUCGAAGUUAUACACCCACACCACCUUUUGCAGUUACCUUAAAAGUUGACAAAUGUUACAGACAAAUUAACUUCCUAGUUUUCAGAACAUUUAAAAUCAUAUGUAAUUUCAAAACUAUUUACUUUAAGCCAUGAUAGGUUCCCAGAGAGAGUUUGUUGAGAGAUGGAUGCAGGCAUCACGAUUUCAAUGCACUUUGCUUACAUGCUCGGUAACAUGUUGAAUAUUCCUAAGCACUCAAAAUAAUCAAAGACUUGAUUACACAGCCCUGCAAAAAUCUUACACUGAAGAGAAGGGCGAAAACGACUAGCUUAGAACAUCAUAAUUUCGUAAUAUGGACUUGUAAUUCAAACACGAUUACAAACAUUGAACUUCUCUGAUUCUGUAGGAGAUGUGGAGAAAGUACACCUCUGAACGACCAGGAACACAAAACCCUGACAAUGUUCUUCACAAGGGGCUUUACAGCAAAGAAGAAAAUGUAAUAAAAUAUUAAACAUGUAACGUCUGUGGACUUCAAGGCAUAUUAUGUUGCAUAGGUAAUAAGUGAAAUUGCUUGUCGACCCAUACAAACAUUUUGUACAGUGAAAUUUUACCAUAUUGUAGCUAAAUUUCCAGUUUUGAUUUGUAUCAUUUCUAUCUAUACAAAUAGGCCACUACUGCCCUUAAUGUAAUGUUUUCUGAACGUUAGUUGUUCAUUGUGAGAACUGAUGCUAAUUAUUUGAUACUCCCUGUGACUGAAAACGUAAUUAUCUUUCAUCAUGUACAUGAAACAAAUGUUGGCAACCUGAAGAUAAAGCUGCCAUGAACGUGGGUUUAGUUUUUUAACGUAUGAGCUGGCAAAAUUUCGAAAAACGGGGUCUCACGAACUGCUGUUAAAAUUAAGAAAAUUUUUUUUCUAGUCAACAUGUAUCUGUUCUCAAAUGUAUUGUUCCAUACGCUAUGUUGUAAUUUAGAAAUUUUCUAUGUUGUAAUUUAGAAAUUUUCAUAUAGAAGAAAAUGGGCUGAAUGUAGUUCUUACAUUUAAUGUUCAAUAAGUCUCUCUCUCUCUCUCUCUCUCUCGCUCUUUUUCUCUCUCUCUCGCUCUUUUUCUCUCUCUCUCGCUCUUUUUUUCUCUCUCUCGCUCUUUUUUUCUCUCUCUCGCUCUGUUUUUCUCUCUCUCGCUCUGUUUUUCUCUCUCUCGCUCUGUUUUUCUCUCUCUCGCUCUGUUUUUCUCUCUCUCGCUCUGUUUUUCUCUCUCUCGCUCUGUUUUUCUCUCUAUCGCUCUGUUUUUCUCUCUAUCGCUCUGUUUUUCUCUCUAUCGCUCUGUUUUUCUCUCUAUCGCUCUGUUUUUCUCUCUAUCGCUCUGUUUUUCUCUCUAUCGCUCUGUUUUUCUCUCUAUCGCUCUGUUUUUCUCUCUAUCGCUCUGUUUUUCUCUCUAUCGCUCUGUUUUUCUCUCUAUCGCUCUGUUUUUCUCUCUAUCGCUCUGUUUUUCUCUCUAUCGCUCUGUUUUUCUCUCUAUCGCUCUGUUUUUCUCUCUUUCUCUCUCUCUCUCUCUCUCUCACACACACACACACACACACACACACACACACACACACACACACACACACAUUCACUUGUAAUCUGUUUUUAGGUCUGUAAAAGCCGUGUAAUUGAUGAGGUGAUGAUUUAUGGGACAUAGUUAUUUCUUGUUUAGUUUAUUUACAGAAAAUACGUAUUAACUGUUUUGUACAGACAUAUAAUUUUAUAAUAAAGGUGUAAAUAAAUUGUUCAAGUUUUAAUUGAACCAAGUAUAAAAACUAA
Molecule: messenger RNA, 6972 nt
Organism: Schistocerca nitens (vagrant locust)
Lineage: Eukaryota; Metazoa; Arthropoda; Insecta; Orthoptera; Acrididae
Product: amphoterin-induced protein 3-like
Exons: 4
Coding region: 101-1135 (344 amino acids)
Cellular component (GO): extracellular matrix
Molecular function (GO): protein binding
Source: RefSeq, a predicted model, not a curated record